UCCGAGAGCGAGGUCAAGAUGGCGCGCUGCAGCAGGUGAAGGGGACUCAGCGGCAGCCGGUCGUUCGCUUGAAGAAUAUGUACAAAACACCAUGUAGUAGACUGACGGGAGUCUGGAAAUGCCUUCCGCGCGAUGGUUUGCUUGGUGUCAGUGUGCAGCAGAAGCUCAUUGCAAACGCAUCUAGGAGUCACAUGAGCGUCAGGAGUCUGAUUAAACUCUGCAGGAAAAAUCAAGCAGAAUGGAUCACGUUCCAGCAUCUCUGCUUCCUGAAGAGACAGUAUGUGAAGAGCAGCAGCAGUCUCUGCCAGAGAGCGAGAGCCAAGCAGGAGCCUGUUGCCUCUGUGCUGGAUGAUCGAGAUGAUUCGGUGGUCAGUCAGGUUGUGAAGGAUUUACCAGGGAUUUACGCACGGCUCUCCAAAAUUAAAUUAACAGCUCUUGUGGUUACUACAGCAGCUGCUGGCUAUGCCAUGGCUCCAGUGCCCUUUGACCCUGUCACUUUUUUGAUGGCUUCGUUCGGAACGUUUCUCUCCUCCUGUACAGCCAAUUCCAUCAAUCAGUACUUUGAGGUGCCCUUUGACUCAAACAUGAAUCGUACCAAAAACAGACCUCUGGUCCGAGGACAGAUCAGCCCUCUGCAUGCUGUGUCAUUCGCCCUGGCGUGUGGGAUCCCAGGUGUGACCCUGUUGACCCUGGGUGUAAAUCCCCUGACUGGCUUCCUGGGCGCCCUGAACAUCUUCCUGUACACGUGCUGCUACACUCCCCUGAAACGCCUCAGCAUCACCAACACCUGGGUGGGUGCCGUGGUGGGCGCCAUCCCACCUGUAAUGGGCUGGACAGCAGCCACCGGCUCUCUCGAUCCAGGAGCACUCUUACUGGGAGGUUUCCUGUUCUCCUGGCAGUUUCCUCACUUUAAUGCACUGAGCUGGAAUCUAAGAGAGGACUAUUCGCGCGGCGGUUACAGAAUGAUGUCCGUCACCCAUCCCGGCCUUUGUAAACGCGUGGCCCUCCGCCACAGCGUAGGCCUGAUUGGCCUCUCAGCCUUGGGCCCCGUGCUGGACGUCACCACCUGGACGUUCCCCUUAGUCUCCCUGCCGAUUAACCUUUACAUCAGCUACCUGGCUUUCAGAUUCUAUCGCAGUGGCGACAGGCAGAAUGCCCGCAAGCUGUUUUUUUGUAGUCUUUGGCACCUGCCCAUGCUGCUGCUGCUGGCCCUCACCUGCAAGAAGAGACACGUGCCGCAGAACGAGGCAGCUGUUGCUCCCAGCACGCCUUCUCUGGCUCUGUAGAGCAAACUCAAUCCCCUGCCAUAUUCAUACUGGCUAGACAAUUGCUGUCAGCCCUAAAAUUAAUUGUCUUGGAGCUAGAAAGACACCAAAAGUUGUGUACCUUGGAGAGGGAAGCCAUAACCUCUUACCACUGUUGUAAAAGUUUCCAUCAGG
Molecule: messenger RNA, 1439 nt
Organism: Sinocyclocheilus anshuiensis
Lineage: Eukaryota; Metazoa; Chordata; Actinopteri; Cypriniformes; Cyprinidae
Product: protoheme IX farnesyltransferase, mitochondrial-like
Exons: 8
Coding region: 78-1286 (402 amino acids)
Biological process (GO): heme A biosynthetic process
Cellular component (GO): mitochondrial membrane; mitochondrion
Molecular function (GO): protoheme IX farnesyltransferase activity
Source: RefSeq, a predicted model, not a curated record